CCAAAGCAUAGAUUAUACACUAUAAAGCUUAAAUCAAAUUGGUGAUUUAAAAUAAAACACAUUUUUUAUUAUUAUUUAAUUUUUCUCUAUUUUAGCACAUAAUGGCUGACACAACUGGGAAAGAGCAAUCAGUUACUAAAGUGCCAAUGAUAUAUGUUUGUGGAGAAUGUCACAAAGAGAAUGAAAUCAAACCAAGAGAUCCUAUUAGGUGCAGAGAAUGUGGUUACAGAAUAAUGUACAAGAAAAGAACAAAAAGAUUGGUUGUGUUUGACGCUCGGUAAACGAAUUCUGGAAACAAAACCCUAGAAGAUAAGUUCGGUGGAUACAUCAUGCACAGAAGAGUGAAAUAAAUUUAUAAUAAGGUUAA
Bombyx mandarina (wild silkworm) is the source of this 367-nucleotide messenger RNA. RefSeq names its product DNA-directed RNA polymerases I, II, and III subunit Rpb12 (gene Rpb12). Gene Ontology annotation, molecular function: DNA binding; zinc ion binding. NCBI's taxonomy places the organism in Eukaryota, Metazoa, Arthropoda, Insecta, Lepidoptera, Bombycidae. Gene Ontology annotation, cellular component: RNA polymerase II, core complex; RNA polymerase I complex; RNA polymerase III complex. Gene Ontology annotation, biological process: DNA-templated transcription. The record is from RefSeq and is a predicted model, not a curated record.